Messenger RNA from Paramecium sonneborni, 383 nucleotides. The record is from the annotation of a GenBank genome assembly. NCBI's taxonomy places the organism in Eukaryota, Ciliophora, Oligohymenophorea, Peniculida, Parameciidae.
AUGAGUUACUCUUAUUCUAAAUUGUCCUCUUACAUUAGAUCUCCUUACACAGCUCCAUCCUCUAAUUCCUCUUCUUGGAAAUCUACCCCUUUAACUGGUAACAAAUUUAAAUUUUAAUUUUAGGUAUAUCGUUAAUUGAAUAAUUGCCAUACGAAAGGUAUUCAGAACAUGUACCUGGAUCUUAAAUAGAAUAUUUACCAAUAGAAAAACGAUAUAAGGAUUAUUUGGAAGAUAGAAGAUAUUUUCAAGAUCGUUAUAAUGAUUUUGUAGCAGUUGGUAGAUUAGAAAGAAAAGAGUAACUUUAUCGUUUAGAUUACUACAAUACUAAUUUGCAUAAUGUUAUUAAUGAUAGAUAAAAAGGUUAUUUCUAGAUUCAAAAUUGA